AUGGCAGAAGGAAACAUGAAGUUGUUUUCCGGCAGAGCAGUACCAGCCCAAGGGGAAGAAACCUUUGAAAACUGGCUAAUCCAAGUCAAUGGGGUCCUGCCAGAUUGGAAUAUGUGUGAGGAAGAGAAGUUCAAGUGCCUAAUGAAAACCCUUAGGGGCCCUGCUAGGGAGGUCAUGCGUUUGCUCCAAGCAGCCAACCCCAGCCUAAGUGUGGCAGAUUUCUUGCGGGCAAUGAAAUUGGUGUUUGGGGAGUCUGAAAGCAGUGUCACUGCCCAUGGUAAAUUUUUCAGCACUUUGCAGGCACAGGGGAAGAAAGCCUCCUUUUAUGUGAUCCGUUUAGAGGUACAGCUCCAGAAUGCUAUUCAGGCAGGGAUCAUACCUGAGAAAGAUACAAACCAGACUCGUCUGCACCACUUCCUUUUAGGGGCUGAGCUGAACGGGGACCUGCGCUACAGGCUGAAGCAUCUUCUCAGGAUAUAUGCAAAUGAUCAGGAGCAUCUUCCCAAUUUCCUGGAGUUAAUCAAGAUGAUAAGGGAGGAGGAGGAUUGGGAUGACAACUUUAUGAAACGGAAGUGGGCCAAGAGAUCUGAGCUAAUCAUGGAGAGGGCAGCAAGCCCUGUGGCGUUUCAGGGCCCCCAGCCAAUUGUGAUCAGCAGUGCUGACUGCAGUGUGAUAGAGCUAGAUGAUAUUCUCAGUGACUCAGAUGAGGAUGUGAUCCUGGUGGACCCUCCACUUCCAUCCAUGGGUGCCCCUCCCCUCAGAGACAGAGUCAGACCUCAGGAUCAAACACCAGUCAUUUAUUCCCCCAACAGUUCCCAGGUCCUGUCUCCUUCCACCAGUGGUGGUUCUGGGUAUAAGGAUGAUGGUCCUGGGAAUAGGCGUAGAGCCAGGAAGGGAAAAUACACAAUCCACUGUUCAUAUUGUGGCAAUGAGCGCCACUCCAAGGAAACCUGUGACAAUGAGAGCAACAAGGCCCAGGUAUUUGAGAACCUGAUCAUCAAACUGCAUGAGCUGACACCUACAGAGGAGGAGGGGUCAAAAGAGGUACCUAGUGAACAUAAUGACCUCUCUGAACCACAGUAAGGUGCUAGACCCAGCCCUAAGUGAAACCUAAGCGAUGUUCAAAAACUGGUGAUGAGAAAAGUGGGGGUAGGUUUCUAUCUGUAUGAAUUAAUCCACAAAGUGGUUUUCUUUUGGGGAAGAAGAGGUCUUGGGUACCAGCAAAGUGGAGGGGAUGGCCUGACCUCUCCCUAUUCCCUCCUCUGUGUCCCUAAGGGUCUAUACUCUGUGUACCUAUUUCCUUGCUGACUUUGUUUUAUGAAAGGAGUGUAACUCUUUGUUAAACCUUCAAAAAUGCAGGAAAAUAGAAAAACUAAAGUACAAAUUACCUGAAACUCUCCACACAUAUAACCAUUGUCAGCCCUUUGAUGAAUGUCUCUUUAGAUAUUUCUUUAUACCUGUAUACCCAGAUAGAUAUAUGUAUAGGUAAAAGUGAUAAAAUAAGUGCUGUUCUAUACUGUGUAUUUUUUCACCAAGCAAUAUAUGCAGUGGCCUUCUAUGUCAAUAAAUACAUAUAAGCAUAAAGUUUAAUGUCUCUGUGUAUGAUAUGACUUUUAGGAAUAUAGAGAAAAACUAAGA
Molecule: messenger RNA, 1638 nt
Organism: Miniopterus natalensis
Lineage: Eukaryota; Metazoa; Chordata; Mammalia; Chiroptera; Miniopteridae
Gene: ZCCHC18
Product: zinc finger CCHC-type containing 18
Cellular component (GO): nucleus
Source: RefSeq, a predicted model, not a curated record